CUGAGACUGCCGGCCGUCCGUUUGACGACUCUGCUGCGAGGCGCUGCAAUUAACUAUUUGUUUCCCAUCUUACAAACUAAAGAAGAUAGUGGAUAAAACACUCUUCGCCAAGUGUUGUUAGCCAUGAUGAGUGGUUCCAAACUCAAGGCGGUGUCCUCUGGACGGCUGACGGGGACGACAAGAAGAGGGAAGAAAGACGCGAUGGUUCAGAGGUUUACAAGACCAAUCACAGUGCCGGCCUACUCCCUCUACUCCACAGACUCUGAGGACCAGGUGAGCACCAUCCACCGGGGUCUGGACCACUGUGCCUCCCUGCUGGACCGCCUCCUCCAGGCGGACUCGGCCGAAAGUAAACCAAGUCAGAAUGGCGUGGUGGACACCAGAGGUCAAAGGCCACUUGGAAGGCGACGCAACCUGGAGAGGAGGAAAACCGGGAGAACCAAGACAGCUCCACCGGCCGUCCCCUCCCCGGCCGUGACCCCCCCCAGCGAUGCGCCGGGUGCCGCCCCAGACGCCCCGCGCUCAGUCGGUCCCGCAGAGGGAGCCAAUCAGCUGUCCGGUCAGCCGACCAAUAGGACGACCGCACGGUUCAACGCACGCCUGCCCACCUCCACGCCAUCCCGGAGCCCUAAGGGGGACCCCAAUGGAGACCCCCAGUCCGUGGCCCCCCCAGGCGGCCCCUCGGCCUGUCUUACAGCCGGGGCUAACGGCGGCACGCUAGCAUCGUCUCCCCCUCUCCCAGGGGCCCUGGCCCUGUCUCACCCUCUCCCUCUCCCAGGGGCCCUGGCCCUGUCUCACCCUCUCCCUCUCCCACAGGCCCUGGCCCUGUCUCACCCUCUCCCUCUCCCAGGGGCCCUGUCUCACCCUCUCCCAGGGGCCCUGGCCCUGUCUCACCCUCUCCCAGGGGCCCUGGACCUGUCUCACCCUCUCCCAGGGGCCCUGGCCCUGUCUCACCCUCUCCCUCUCCCAGGGGCCCUGGCCCUGUCUCACCCUCUCCCUCUCCCAGGGGCCCUGGCCCUGUCUCACCCUCUCCCUCUCCCAGGGGCCCUGGCCCUGUCUCACCCUCUCCCAGGGGCCCUGGCCCUGUCUCACCCUCUCCCACAGCCCGGGCCCCCGUCUCACCCUCUUACACGGGCCCCCUCCGCCACCCCCCUGGCCCUGCCUCUCUCCCUGGUUGCCCCGUCUCCACAUCCCCGUCCCACCAGCCCGAUGGGACGGCCCGUCGCCCCCCCUCCCUCUGACCCGCCAGGGAGGCCCCUCCCCCUACAGAACCCGCCUCCUACCUCUGGACCAAUAGGAGGAGGAGGAGGAGGAGGAGGAGCGGUCACUGGCCGAGCGACGGAGGACGAGGGGGAACGGGAGGAGUGCACGGCAGGGGCGUGGACGGCGAAGGAGUGCACGGUGGAGAGAUUGCAACAUACGCUGGAGGAGCUCUGGACCGCGCUAGCGGGAAAAGGUUACACGGCGGCAGAGCGGCUGCUGACUGAGUUUGAGCGGGCGUUGGCAGAUGGCCCUCAGGGGACCCCGGGCCCUCUGGGGCCCCAGACCAGCCUGGCCCCGCAGGCGCUACGCAGCCAGAACGCCCAGCCGCACUGGGGUAUGAGGAUCUUCAACCAGCAGUUGCAGGAGAGAGAGAGGGCCGAGAGACUUUGCAGAGAAAGCCACUGUGACGCAAUGCGCCUGGAGGCGGAGCUUAGCGCCGUCCAAUCACAGCUGGGGAGGCUGCAGGCGGAGGUGUCGGAGCUGCGGAUGGCCUUGCAUGAGAAGGACGCCGAGAACGCCCGCAUCAGAGCAGGCUCUGUGGCCCGGUGUCCUGGGACGUCUGGCCAGGUGCUCCUGUUGGCCCAGACGAGGCUGAAGGAGAUGGCGUCUCGGCCCGGUCUCUGCAGUGUGCUCCAGGGGCCCCCUCUGACCCGCCGGGCCCUGGACCAACACCAGCGUGGGCAUGACCACUCGGGGGCCUCGUCCAACCAGGUCCACCAGUACCUCAGCUCCCUGGGCGCCGGCCAAUCAGGGGCUGGUAUUUUGGAGCCCUGCCCGGAUGUUUGGGAGGAUGACCGCUGCAUCAGCUUGUCUGUGAUGCGAGGAGCCAGUGAGUCAGUGGUGGGUGGAGCCAGUGAGUCAGUGGUGGGUGGAGCCAGUGAGUAUGUGGGGGGAGGAGCCAGUGAGUCAGUGAUGGGAGGAGCCAGUGAGUCUGUGGGGGGAGUAGCCAGUGAGUCAGUGAUGGGAGGAGCCAGUGAGUCAGUGAUGAGAGGAGCCAGUGAGUCAGUGGUGGGUGGAGCCAGUGAGUCAGUGGUGGGAGGAGCCAGUGAGUCAGUGGUGGUAGGAGCCAGUGAGUCAGUUGUGGGAGGACCCAGUGAGUCAGUUGUGGGAGGAGCCAGUGAGUCAGUUGUGGGAGGAGCCAGUGAGUCAGUGGGGGGAAGAGCCAGUGAGUCUAUGGGGGGAGGAGCCAGUGAGUCUGUGGUGGGACGAGCCAGUGUGUCAGUGGGGGGAGGGGCCAGUGUGUCAGUGGGAGGAGGGGCCAGUGAGUUUGUUGGGGGAGGGGCCAGUGAGUCGAUAAGGGGAGGCGCCAGUGAGUCCAUGAGGGGAGGGGCUUGGCUGGUUCCAGAGAGGGUGACCUUUGCACCGCCAGAAGAAGUAGCGACCUCAUCGCUGGGGGGCGGCGGCCAGAGCUACCAGAAAGUUCUCCGGCUCUUGCGGAGCUCCAACGCGCUCGCCCCCCUGCCGGGCCUGGGCCAGUCACACGGCUCCCCCCACUGGGAGGUGGCGUCCCAUUGGUCGGUCGGGUCAGGCUCCACCUUCGACACGAGGGACGAGGUGGCCUUCUGCCACGGGAUGGCGGUUCUGGACGCCAGCAUUGCCAGCCUGCAGCGCAGCCUCAGGAAGGACCUGGUCACAUGACCCGGUCACAUGACCAUCAGGAAGGACCUGGUCACAUGACCCGGUUACAUGACCCUCAGGAAGGACCUGGACACAUGACCUGGGCACUUGCCACUUGACCCUCAAGAAGGAGCUGGUCACAUGACGUGGUCACAUGACCUGGUCACGUGACCCUCAAGAAGGACCUGGUCGCUUGAACUGGUCACAUGACCUGGUCAGUUAACUCGGUCACGUGACGUGGUCACGCGACCUGGUCACUUGACGUGUGUGUGGUGAUAUUUAUAUUAUAUCUUAAUUUUAUUUUUACAAAUGACUUGUUUAUGAACUGUGGCUUACAUAAAUUCACGAAAUAAAAACUUUUUGAAAGAAUCUACAAAUAAUAUUUUUUUCAAUUAUCAUUUACCCCUCUGAGAUUGGUUGCUUUUCUUGCCAGAGAUCGCGUUGAUGGCCGCUACUGUCGUCGGUGGAGGAUGAUCAGUUAUUCUCACCAGAGUAUAUUUAAAAUGUAUGGAUUCCUGUUUACCAAACAUUCAUGCAUGGUGACAGUGUUUUUCUUCCAUUUUAUUUAUUAGUAGUGUAAACCGAAUUUUGAAGAAA
Messenger RNA from Gadus chalcogrammus (walleye pollock), 3477 nucleotides. RefSeq names its product coiled-coil domain containing 14 (gene ccdc14). The transcript has 12 exons. Lineage: Eukaryota; Metazoa; Chordata; Actinopteri; Gadiformes; Gadidae. Gene Ontology annotation, cellular component: centriolar satellite. The record is from RefSeq and is a predicted model, not a curated record. Gene Ontology annotation, biological process: protein localization to centrosome. The coding region runs from base 124 to 2901 and encodes 925 amino acids.